Molecule: messenger RNA, 465 nt
Organism: Penicillium alfredii
Lineage: Eukaryota; Fungi; Ascomycota; Eurotiomycetes; Eurotiales; Aspergillaceae
Product: protein transporter TIM17
Exons: 4
Coding region: 1-465 (154 amino acids)
Biological process (GO): protein import into mitochondrial matrix
Cellular component (GO): TIM23 mitochondrial import inner membrane translocase complex; mitochondrial inner membrane
Molecular function (GO): transmembrane protein transporter activity
Source: RefSeq, a predicted model, not a curated record
AUGGAUCACUCGAGAGAUCCCUGUCCCUGGGUUGCCUUGAGCGACUUUGGUGGUGCUUUCUGUAUGGGUGCUAUUGGUGGUGCUGUCUGGCACGGUGUGAAGGGUUUCCGCAACAGCCCCUAUGGUGAGCGCCGGAUAGGUGCGAUCACAGCCAUCAAGGCUCGCGCUCCUGUUCUGGGCGGAAACUUUGGUGUCUGGGGUGGUCUGUUUUCGACCUUCGACUGUGCUAUCAAGGGUAUCCGCAAGAAGGAGGAUCCUUACAAUGCUAUUAUCGCUGGUUUCUUUACUGGUGGCUCCCUGGCUGUCCGUGGUGGUGUCAAGGCUGCCCGCAACUCGGCUAUUAUGUGUGCCGUCUUCUUGGCGGUGAUCGAGGGUGUUGGUAUCGGGUUCCAGAGAAUGAUGGCGGAUAACACAAAACUCGAGCUUCCCCCGCCUCCUCCCUCCGAGCAGAAGGCCAUUGCUUAA